Messenger RNA from Loa loa (African eye worm), 1375 nucleotides. RefSeq lists its product as hypothetical. The transcript is spliced from 5 exons. Gene Ontology annotation, molecular function: ceramide 1-phosphate binding; ceramide 1-phosphate transfer activity. NCBI's taxonomy places the organism in Eukaryota, Metazoa, Nematoda, Chromadorea, Rhabditida, Onchocercidae. The record is from RefSeq and is a predicted model, not a curated record. Gene Ontology annotation, cellular component: membrane; cytosol; cytoplasm. Bases 103 to 783 code for a protein of 226 amino acids. Gene Ontology annotation, biological process: ceramide transport; intermembrane lipid transfer.
CAUCGUGAUGAGACUUAAGUUUCACAUUGCUUGCUGUUUUGAUUGGAAAUUGGAGGAUUGGAAGGUCGGAGUGGGUUAUGUGGACUUCGCUGUCGAACAAUAAUGAAAAUGAAUACAAUACCUCUGGGUGAAGUUUCCACAUACUUCUCACACCCAGAACAGAUGUUUCCGGAAAUCGAAAAUGAUAAAGUCCCAACCGAACAGUUCCUUAGAGCUUGUCAAGGCAUCGCCAAUUUUGUAGGUUUUUUAGGAACAGCAUUUAUUCCGGUCAAGAAUGAUAUCAACGGUAACGUCAUCAAGGUUAGGAGAAAAUACGAAAGUGGGAAAGACAAAUGCAAAUAUAUUGAGGAUCUGAUCGAAGAUGAUCUCGCUGAAAACCGCGGAAAAAUGGGGACAGCUACCGAAGGACUGUUAUGGCUGAAAAGAGGUUUAGAAUUCAUGCUUGAAUUUUUGUCGGAAAUGGUGCAGGUGUACCGAUCUUCGACAGACAAAAAAAAGACCGACAGCUUAACGGAUUCUAUCAACAAUGCUUAUAAUAAUACGCUCAAAAGGCAUCACGGGUUUAUAUCAAAACAAUUGUUCAAGGUCGUUAUUUUGGCAGCUCCAACUCGGAGUACCGUUUUGAAAACACUUGCCGAAGGCGGGGAAAGCAUGGAUGAUAUAUGUAUUGACCAUAUCGCAGCGCAUCUAGAUAAUUUCAGGACUAAUGUAGCGCAUAUUGUUGAUUAUUAUAUCAUCAAAAAACUAGACACUCCAAAUCCGCUGUUGAGAAAUUCAUAUUAGUGAGAUAUCAAGUUGACAGCUAAAUAUAUGACAUUGUUAUAUCUCUAACUCAUGUGCUGGAAGUAAAAUGUGAUAUUGCACUACUGGUUAUCGCAUGUGUAACCUAAUAUAUGGAACAUUACUGCAGUACUUAUACUGUGUUUUAGAUCCCGUCUGUAUUACUCCAAAUAUGUGAUGAAGUAUUACCGGUGAUUCUUUUUUAUCAUUUGUUCAGAUCAUGUAGAAAUGUUCACGUUGUUAACACUUAAGAAUUCUUAUGAUAUGAUGUUGGUUUUCUUCAUAUAAGUGUAAUACCCAUUAUUUUAAUCUGCUCAUGAAGUCCCGGUGCUCGAAGCUAUUUGACUCUCCCACCAGUAAGAUCUAUUGCUAAUGCCUUACUGCUAACACAUAUGCCAAUCCCUCACAUCCUAUUUCUGCAAUUCCAUAUGCAACCUUACCAAAUAUGCAAAUCUUAUUAAAAAUGUAUGGAAGUCCAUUUUUUAAAUAUGCUGUUUGGAAAUGGGCGUAGAAACAUUUGCGUUUUUAAAAACCUUUAUAAACCUCCCUCUACUUUCUCUCUCCUUCAGAAAUUCUAAAUUAAUAGAAUCCACCG